AUGGCGGACUCCUCGAACAGCAACUCUGUGUCCGACCUGAGUGCCUCCGUGGGCUACUUCCCCAGUGACGACAUCUAUGAAAACAUAACUCCCCAAGAAGACAGGCCCUCUACGAGUCCUAAAGUUCCCUUCCGCCCUCUAAUCCAAGGGAUGUGGGGUACUACACGCGCAUUGAGAGCCCUGGGGCAGCGAGGUUGGAUUCAGAAUGACCCAGAGCAGCUUUACAAAGUAAGCAUUGCCCUGGGCUGGGACACAGAUGGGGCCUCUAGCAAUUCAGACUCAACAGUUAACCGGAAUCUAAAGAUAGACAACAGGGAGAUGGACAAAGGUUCAGAACUGACCCUCGGCAAACUGGACAGUCUUAUAUAAAAGUUUGAGCGUUUUAUAGAAACGCAGGAAGACGAGGACAGUGUCUCUGUUUUCCAGGAAUCUACUCAGAAGGGAGAUCUGCAGCUCCCUAGCAGCUCCCCACCAGAGACGGCUCGGGUCAGUGAUCAGAAUCACAGGCCUGGUCAAGACUCGCCCAAUUUCCGACCACGGGGACAGGAAGACGUCACCCAGUUUCCACCGAGUCGGCAAAGGCUGCAGGAACCUGCACUCCUGGAGAUAAAGCACACAACUGAUAGCCGAAAGUCCUCGGCUAUAGAAACCUCCUCAAAUUCAUCAGGUCAACCAGAGGAAAGCAGUCUUUCCAGUUCACAAGCGCCAUGCUGUCUAAACUUCGGCUGGGUCUUCCGCCGGCUAAGGCAGCGAGUCUCCUCCUACCUAGUAGGGAGAGAGCACCCUGAGAGGGCCGCCAGGAGCCGCAGUCGGGUGACACGGAACAAAAGGUUCUCUCUCCGAAACAAAAUUCUUCCUCAAGAAGCCCUCGAGUUAGAGCACGAGUCGCCAUAG
Echinops telfairi (small Madagascar hedgehog) is the source of this 894-nucleotide messenger RNA. It is a transcript of the gene CUNH12orf71, whose product is annotated as chromosome unknown C12orf71 homolog. Lineage: Eukaryota; Metazoa; Chordata; Mammalia; Afrosoricida; Tenrecidae. The record is from RefSeq and is a predicted model, not a curated record. The transcript is spliced from 2 exons.